Messenger RNA from Naegleria fowleri, 1392 nucleotides. RefSeq lists its product as uncharacterized. The coding region runs from base 1 to 1392 and encodes 463 amino acids. The transcript has a single exon. Gene Ontology annotation, biological process: protein transport to vacuole involved in ubiquitin-dependent protein catabolic process via the multivesicular body sorting pathway. NCBI's taxonomy places the organism in Eukaryota, Heterolobosea, Eutetramitea, Acrasida, Naegleriidae. The record is from RefSeq and is a predicted model, not a curated record. Gene Ontology annotation, cellular component: late endosome membrane; ESCRT II complex. Gene Ontology annotation, molecular function: ubiquitin binding; phosphatidylinositol-3-phosphate binding.
AUGUUAUCACAUCAAGCCCCUGCAUCGAAUCGUGCUACAUCAUCAUCAUCAUCGAGCAACACAUUGGAACCUUUGGGUAAUUUGUUUGCCCUGAAGGGCUUUGAAAAAUGUAAAUUAACAACAGCAGGAAGACCCAUGUAUUCAUCCGAAAUGAAGGAAAUUGAAAAUAUGAUUGUUGUUGGAAUUGCUCUGAUCGAUAAUAAUGGAAAGGAAAUUAAAGAUUUUAAUCAUGUAUAUUUAUCCACACACAGAAUGUAUUUUUUGAGUCAUCCCGAAUCAUCAAACAAUGCAAGAGCUUCAUUGGAUUAUGGCCUCACAUGCUCGUUAUCAAUUGUUGAAAGAGUUGAAAAGGAAGGUGGAGGAUUAUUCCGAUCACCAAAAACCAAAAUCCUAAUGAGAACCAAGGACUUUGCCAGCGAAUUUGUAAUUUCGUUUAGAAAAGGAAAACGAGAUGAGUUUGUGGAUUGUAUUCAUGAGCAAUUGAAGAAAAAGAAAUGGUUAGAAAGUUUACCAACAGUAAGCUCAACUCCAGCGCUGCCUUCAUCAUCAAUGACGUCUUCAUUGCCGCUGGUUUCGGCAUCUACUGACUCGUUGGAAAGUAUGAACAAAAAACCAAAAAACUUUCAAACAAGCACUGCAGGUAUUGCAGGUAUCAUGAAAAGAAUUGACGAGGAAAAUUUAGAAGAACGAAAGGAGCUUGAUGAAGCCUUUUCAGAUCUGAAAAAGCUCAUGGAAAAGGCAGAAGACAUGGUUAAUUUGGCAGAAUCAUUUAAAAAUAAGAUUGUGCAACGACAUAAGAAUGUGACACACGACAAUACAGAAGAAGAAAACGAAGAGGAAAAUCAAAUGUUAGAUUUCUUACUUAAUUUGGGUUUGACUUCUCCUGUCACAAAACAAUCUAGUGGAGCUCAGUAUCACCAACAACUGGCACGACAACUUGUAGACUUUCUUGACAACAUUGUGCAAGAGCGGUAUGGUGGUGUGAUCACACUAACUGACGCCUAUUGUUUAUAUAACAGAGCAAGAGGAACUGCUUUAAUUUCUCCUGAAGACAUGCAAACUGCAUGCUCUUUAUUUGAAAAGCUGAAACUACCAAUGAAGUUAAGAAGUUUUGAAAGUGGAGUUGUCGUCAUUCAAUCCUCUCGAUAUUCAGAUACUUUAAUGGCCAACAAGAUCGAAUCUUUUAUUAGAGAGGGAAGAGAAAAAGAUGUCAUGUCGUACUGCUACAUUACUGCCGUGACGUUGGCACGAUUUCUUAAUGUGAGCGCUGUAUUGGCAAAAGAAUUAUUAUUGUCAGCAGAGGCAUCUAAAAAACUUUGUCGUGACGAAAACGAGGAAGGUAUUCGAUUUUAUUUAGUCUCUGAUGUUUUUGAUCCUUUUGUUAAUUAUUAA